This is a messenger RNA of Prunus armeniaca (apricot), 180 nucleotides long. The record is from the annotation of a GenBank genome assembly. Lineage: Eukaryota; Viridiplantae; Streptophyta; Magnoliopsida; Rosales; Rosaceae.
AUGUUCUCUCCUCUUCCUCUUCUAUUCUGUCGUCUCCUUCUUGGGUGGCUGUGGCUGGUGGCUGUGGCUGGUGGUCGUGGUGGGUGGUUGUAUCUGGUGGUUGGGGAUGCUGCUUGGUCGGUCAUUGGUUGUGGGCGAUUGGGUGUGGUUGCUAGUUGCUUGGGUCGUCGGGACUGUUAG